Messenger RNA from Oncorhynchus gorbuscha (pink salmon), 3151 nucleotides. Its product is annotated as mitochondrial dynamics protein MID51-like. Gene Ontology annotation, biological process: positive regulation of mitochondrial fission; mitochondrion organization. NCBI's taxonomy places the organism in Eukaryota, Metazoa, Chordata, Actinopteri, Salmoniformes, Salmonidae. The record is from RefSeq and is a predicted model, not a curated record. Gene Ontology annotation, cellular component: mitochondrial outer membrane. The coding region runs from base 57 to 1586 and encodes 509 amino acids. The transcript has 9 exons.
GAUCGAGCUAGGGGGGUAUAAUAUCACAUUACAAUUACACAAGGACCUUAAGGGACAUGCAUAUACCUACAAUUCUAACAGCUUUUUUGUCCCGCCUGCCAGAUCUUACAACCUUGACAGGUGACUCUGCGGGACAGGAAGUGAUGGACUUCCGGUGGGGGAGGAGCCGGGGCGAGGAGGGCAUCGCCGUGGUGAUAAACUUCCUGCUGGCUAAUGCUCGAUUGGUCCUGGGAGUGGGAGGGGCCGCGGUGCUGGGCAUCGCUACGUUGGCUGUCAAGAGGUUGAUAGAACGUGCGGGCCGAGCGGCGGAGGACGAGAAGGUGGAACAGAAGAUGUCAGAGAGCUGGGAGGAGCUUGGCUUAGUCUCCGCCUCCCCCAAGUCCAUAAGGAAGGGGCUGGAGAGUGUGGUCAUGAAACAUGUCGCCAAGGCAACCAAACCACAGAAAGCUGACCUGUGCCAGCCCCAGCAGCAGAAGUCUAGUCUGAAUGAGAAGCCUGUCAACGCAGCAGAGCCCCAGAGACCCAAGAGCCUACAGCUGUCUCUCACCCUGCAGGACCGUCUACAGCAGUAUUAUUCAACCAGAGCAGCUUUAGCCCCAGAGGUCGACCGUCUACAGCAGUAUUAUUCAACCAGAGCAGCUUUAGCCCCAGAGGUCGUCCACAGAGCUGAGAGUCUAGCUCUAGAUAUCUGUAUAGAGGUACAAGGCUUCCUGCACAGCACAAACCCUGACAUGCCUCUGGGAGAGAUGUCACUGGGAGGGUCCCUGCUCGACGACCUACAGGUGGUGAGAGCGGACCAUGCGUGCCUGCUGGUUCCCCUCCAGCUAGAACCCAGUCUGUGGAGACUGAUCCCUGGGGAGGAGACUCUCCUAACACACCCUCUACACUGGAUGGUCCGGCGGGUCAACCUGGAGUACUUCCCCAGAGGACGCAGCUACUGGGACCGGUUCCUAGUCGGAGGGUAUCUGUCCUGCCGGGCGCUGGUGAGCAUGCUCAGUAAGGCUGUGAUGGAAACCAUGAACUGGCCGUCUCUCUCCUCCACUCUGGACUGUCUGGUCAGGCCUGUCCUCGGGGGAGAUGAACUGAAACUAGAGAUACGACCAGAGCGAGGUGAUACUCUCUUCAUCUCCGUAGUGCCGGUGCUGAGGGAGGCAGACGUGGUCCUGACUGCCCAGGUAGAGUUAACCCAGCCCUGGGAUAGUGCCUGGCACCUCUCCCUCUACCCCUGGGAGACCCAGCGCCUGACCCAGCUUGACUCCGCUGACCAGGGGGUCCGACGCGCCCUCCUCAAAACCCUCAAAGCCGUCUGUCGACACUGUCCCGCCCUGCGACCCCUCACCGCCGCACCGCUGGCCAACCUCAUCCUCCACCUCAGCGACAAGGACGUGGAUUGGUCAGAGGGUUGUCUGAGUGGGCGGUUCCAGCAGUGUGUGUGGGAGCUGAUAGGUUAUCUGGAACAGGGGGUGUUACCUAGCUACUUCAAGCCCAGUGUUAAUAUGUUGAACGGAGUGACGGAGGAAGAGGUCGAUGAGAUGGGCUUUAUGUUGUACUGCGCCGUCUCUGAACCAGACAUUCUGCUGAUAUAGAUAUAUAUAUAUAUACUCUAACCUGGUGUAUAUAUCAGAGAGGAAGAGGACAUGUAUUAGAUAUGAGAGACACCACCCUGUCUAUAGAUCAUAUAUAUAUAUAUAUACUCUAACCUGGUGUAUAUAUCAGAGAGGAAGAGGACAUGUAUUAGAUAUGAGAGACACCACCCUGUCUAUAGAUCAUAUAUAUAUAUAUAUACUCUAACCUGGUGUAUAUAUCAGAGAGGAAGAGGACAUGUAUUAGAUAUGAGAGACACCACCCUGAUGUCUAUAGAUCAUAUAUAUAUACUCUAACCUGGUGUAUAUAUCAGAGAGGAAGAGGACAUGUAUUAGAUAUGAGAGACACCACCCUGAUGUCUAUAGAUCAGUUGUGCCAUAUUACCGCUCCACUGAGACGUGGACGGGAGAUUGUUGUUCAGGCAGUCGUGCAUCUCCUUCACUGACUGACUAAACAGAGAUAAUUUAUACAUUGUGUAUGAGUACUACGGUGUGGAUGAGUUGAUGGGGGGGGCUCUGACUGAGCAGCACAGAGACUGAUGCUGAUGAUGAUGAUGAUGAUGAUGAUGGACUGUGCCUUAAGGGAAGUAGAUGAGGGGAGGAAGAAAUUAAAAAGAAGACUAGGGCCGCGUUUUACACAGACACCCAGAAUCAGGUUACUGCAGACGUAGUGACAGACUUUCUCCUGCUGUGGACUAUAUAUCUAGAUCUAGUACAGCUCUCUCUGUCCAAAAUGCUGUUUCAGAAUGGCCUGCGCCAUUGAGGCUUUUACAACCCAUAGGAAUCCCCCACCCUAGUUGACUACUUUAAAAUGGUGGAAGCCCUCAAUGAGCACUACCCAGCCAGUUACCACAGCCACAAAGUGAUAAUUAUGACGACACAAGACAACAGAGUUAGCGCCAGUUACCACAGCCACAAAGUGAUAAUUAUGACGACACAAGACAAGAGUUAGCGCCAGUUACCACAGCCACAAAGUGAUAAUUAUGACGACACAAGACAACAGAGUUAGCGCCAGUUACCACAGCCACAAAGUGAUAAUUAUGACGACACAAGACAACAGAGUUAGCGCCAGUUACCACAGCCACAAAGUGAUAAUUAUGACGACACAAGACAACAGAGUUAGCGCCAGUUACCACAGCCACAAAGUGACAAUUAUGACGACACAAGACAACAGAGUUAGCGCCAGUUACCACAGCCACAAAGUGACAAUUAUGACGACACAAGACAACAGAGUUAGCGCCAGUUACCACAGCCACAAAGUGAUAAUUAUGACGACACAUGACAACAGAGUUAGCGCCAGUUACCACAGCCACAAAGUGAUAAUUAUGACGACACAAGACAACAGAGUUAGCGCCAGUUACCACAGCCACAAAGUGAUAAUUAUGUCUAAAAUCCCUCCGCCAAUUUCUCUUCUUUUAAACCUGUUGAAUGACGUCAUUAUAUGCACCUUCUACUGAAUAAAGCGCUCAACCCUUUUUCUUUUCAUAAUGUUGUGUGUGUUUUGCGUUUGCUGCAGGGGUUGUUUUUAAGUUGAAGAGUGUUUAUUUAAAUAAAUGUUUUCUGCUGAA